CGGAGGAUUUAGAUUUUCCUUGGUUCAGAGAGAUCCGGAUAUCGACGACCGUAUGAGUGUAGUAUCUAGGAUCAGGAAAACCCGGAGCAUCGAUGCCAGUUGUUUAGACAUAAGGGAACUGGAUGAAGAUCUUUACCCGCAACCAUUAUUUCGCGCCAAAUCAGACUUUAAUUUGACGUCAUCAAGCGCCAGUCUUUCAGCGAAUGAAUACGUGGUACCUGUCAGACAGAAGAGCAUGCUUGACCCAGGAGGUUUGAAAGGUGACCGUCCACAGGUCAGGGCACUAUAUUCCUAUUUGUCCAGCGGGGAUCAUCAGCUUAGCUUUCAUGAAAGUGACGUCAUAACGUUGAUUGGAGAACGAAACAAGGGCUGGCAAUAUGGAGAAAACACAAGAAAUCAUAGAUGUGGUUGGUUUCCAAUCGCUUACACAACUCCCCUGGUGAGAAGAAGUGACAGUGAUGAAGCCUCCAGUUCUUCUGAACGUAGGCGCUUAAGCUCCGACAUCUCUACACCACUGCCAUCUAGUGACGAGUCUUCUGGAAAUAAAACGAUUCCUAGUCGUCACCAGGUAGCGUCUGAUAACACUGGUGGCAGGCGUAGUCCUAUAAGACGUCCGCUUAGCAGUUCGUGUGCUUCUCCUGUACCUGAUUCUGAAGCUAUUCCUACCAUACCAACGCGCCCUCUUUCGACCUUUGUUGACGGCCUUUAUGCUAGAGUAACAGAUAUUUCGAAGCUUCGUCAGGGACCACCGCCAGCCGCCUCUACCCCCAUGGGAGAACCCUCCGCCACCAGCGUCACCGUCCCAAUUACCGUAGAAACAGCAAAGGAAAACUUCAUCCUUCGACCUCCCCAGCGAUCCCUCACCUCUCCCCUUCCUUUUCCUCAACCAGUCCCUCCACCACCCCGUAUCCCACCUUCCACGAGUCUCUAUAGCAGCCACGACAGUGGAUUCAGCAAUGAUGUCAUUUAUGGUGGUAAAGUUUCGGAAGUUAGCCUUUCAAGUCCAAGAGACAACGUGUUUGCCAGCGUGAAGCUACGUAAGGUAACAACCAAUGAUCGGUCAGCUCCAAGAAUAACAUAGUAUUAAUAUUUCUGUUGAAAAAGGUACUUAUUUAAAUAUUUGGUCACAUAGUAUUUCCCAACUGUUGUUGAAUCAAUCGUCAGUUCAGAGUUGUAAAGUUUUAAUAUUAAUAAAUGUUUUCCUUAG
Molecule: messenger RNA, 1207 nt
Organism: Limulus polyphemus (Atlantic horseshoe crab)
Lineage: Eukaryota; Metazoa; Arthropoda; Merostomata; Xiphosura; Limulidae
Product: brain-specific angiogenesis inhibitor 1-associated protein 2-like protein 2
Exons: 6
Coding region: 53-1081 (342 amino acids)
Biological process (GO): actin crosslink formation; positive regulation of actin filament polymerization; actin filament bundle assembly
Cellular component (GO): cytosol; nucleoplasm
Molecular function (GO): protein binding
Source: RefSeq, a predicted model, not a curated record